This is a messenger RNA of Punctularia strigosozonata HHB-11173 SS5, 891 nucleotides long. RefSeq names its product cytochrome b5. Bases 1 to 891 code for a protein of 296 amino acids. Lineage: Eukaryota; Fungi; Basidiomycota; Agaricomycetes; Corticiales; Punctulariaceae. The record is from RefSeq and is a predicted model, not a curated record. Gene Ontology annotation, cellular component: membrane; endomembrane system. The transcript is spliced from 6 exons.
AUGUCUUGGUUUGGACACCUGAGCGGGCAACCUCCGGAGCCACCGCGCACUCCGGGGGGCACUGAAUACCCGCCAUCGCCGUUUGGCAACUUCCCCAUAAACGAUACGUACCCGAAGGUAGAGGACCCUUCCGGGGUGGAGAAGGACCGAUUGGUUUCCACGAAACAAGCCAACAGGCCAUUCCUCGCAUAUAAGGAAUAUCGUGACAAGCAGGAGAAGGAGCAUCAGGCAUGGAUGGAGAGGAAGAAAGAACGCGAGGAGAAACUCGCGAAAGGAGAAGCAGUUGGCCCAGAGGAACCUGACCCUACGGAGGAGAGAGAAGUCGGCUGUAUUGGUCUGCUCAAAUUCUUCACGAUCCUUCUGGUGAUCACCCUGCUCGCCGGCAAGUUCUUCACGGGUGACUAUCUCUGGGAUUAUCAGGGCAAGUGGAGAUCCUUGAAGGCGUAUAUACCCAACGGCGACCAACUUAUCACGGAGAAGCAACUUGCGCAGCACGAUGGUUCUGACUCCAACAAACCUCUCUGGCUAGCGAUUGAUGGGGACGUCUAUGAUGUUAGCAGUAAUCGUAAAACGUACGGACCCGGCGGCUCCUAUCAUGGAAUGGCUGGCAUCGACGCUGCUCGGGCUUUCGGCACGGGUUGCUUCAAAGAUCAUCGCACACAUGACCUUCGCGGCAUGUUGGAUAGCGAAAUGCAGGGCGUUGAACACUGGAAAGAGUUCUUCGCCAAUCACAAGAGUUAUCCAAAGGUUGGAAAGGUCGUCCAUCCUCCGAUUGACCCCGCAAGCCCGAUCCCAGAGGCAAGUUCCGCCCUAGUGUAUCUGUUUCAUUCCCGUUCGCCGUGCUCAACAUUCACGUACAGCAUUGCGAUCCGAAGAAAGCCGCUAAAUUGA